Molecule: messenger RNA, 2340 nt
Organism: Archocentrus centrarchus (flier cichlid)
Lineage: Eukaryota; Metazoa; Chordata; Actinopteri; Cichliformes; Cichlidae
Gene: nop53
Product: NOP53 ribosome biogenesis factor
Exons: 12
Coding region: 131-1531 (466 amino acids)
Biological process (GO): ribosomal large subunit assembly; rRNA processing
Cellular component (GO): nucleolus
Molecular function (GO): 5S rRNA binding
Source: RefSeq, a predicted model, not a curated record
CAAAACUAUUUUCUAUUAAGUUAUUUAUAAAACAAAUGUAUUAGCGUUUACUCUGUCAGUCCUGUAGGUGGCGCCACUACCAUCGCUCCAGCACUUAAACGAAGAAGAAAUACGCUUCUAGUCCUCCAACAUGGCGCCUCCCAGGAGGUUGAAACGCGUGGCGGUAUCGCAGCCGGGGUUUUUAACUUUAAAUCCCAAAGUAGCUCCGGCAGACUUGGUCAGCAGGCGGAGAAAACGCGUCAAUAAGAAUAAGAAGAAGAACUGGAACAAAUACAGCGAUGUGCAGGACGUAGAGGAGUUUUUAGAAGACGUCAGACAUCAGGAGAGGACCACGGGGGGACUGCUGUCUGAGAAAUCAGACGACAGUUUGUUCUUUUUGGAUGCUGGACAGCCGAAGAAACCUGAACCGAAAGAAGCUGCAGAACCAGUCGAGAGAAAGAAGAGGAAAGGGAGGUCCUCGCGUCCUCUGAGGAUAGACCUGAUCCUCCAGCAGGACUCCCUCGUUGCACCGCCUAAAGAUGUGCUCGCUCACCAGAAACCGAAUGCCAAGAAACUUCGUCGCGCUGCCCAGAGGGUGGAGCAGCUGGCAGCCAAAGGUGUGGUCCCACGGAGCCAGAAACGGCUGCUGAACAGCCAGCCUGUCGACAGGAAGGUCAAGAAGGCAGAAACACAGGCCAACAACAACCCAGAGAGAGACUUUUACGACAUCUGGGAACAAGAGCCCAAAGAAUCAGGUGAUCCCUGGUACCUUCAGCAGACGGGCAAGAAGCUUGUCAAGCGUCCAGAGAAGCUGAACGAGAAACCGUCUGUGCUCCCGGCUGUAGAGGUGAUCGCUGCUGGAGGAUCCUACAACCCAGACUUCUUUUCCCACCAGGCGCUGCUUCAGGAAGCCCACGAGGUGGAGGUCAAAAAAAAAAAGGAAGAAGACAAAAUAGAGAAACAGCUGGCUUACAACAAAGACGACAGAGCUACAGAGGAGACGAUCCUCCGUGAGCAGGUAGAAGGCUUGGUAGAGGAGGAGAGUGAAGAAGAAGAAGAAAAGGAAGAAACUCCUAAGGAUGAUGGGGAAGAAGUGGCAGCGGGAGCCAUCGCGGUGGCAGACAAGAAGACUGAAAGACAGAGAAAGAAAGAGAAGGCCGAAAAAAUGAAGGAGAAGCAGCGUCUGGCAGAGAGGCGGCAGACUGAACAGCAGCAGCAGCUCUUCCAGCUUCGCUCCAUAAAGACCUCCAUCAAACAGCAGGAAGAGAAGACCAAGAUCAGACAGAAACGACGCAAAGCCAAGGAGGAGGCCCAGAAGGCUCAGCCCAGGCGCCUCGGCAAGCUCAAGUUUCAGCCUCAGCACAUGGAGGUUCAGCUGAGUGACGAGCUGGCUGGAUCCCUGCGACAACUCAAGCCAGAGGGCAGCGUGCUCACAGACCGCUUCAAGAGUCUGCAGAAGAGGAACCUUAUUGAACCCAGAGAAAGAGCCAAGUUCAAGAGAAGACUGAAGGUGAAAUAUGUGGAGAAGAGGGCUUUCAGGGAGAUCACUUGAUGCUGACCCACAGACCACAGGACUGAACACAAGAAGCUGGGCGACAUUUAAAACCACAAGUGCAACAUAAUGGAACUGUGUAUAUACGACAUAAUGACUGCCGAGGGCCUGCUCGGUCCUUUCAGACAUUCACAACUGCAAAUCGUUGUCACCUGCAGCAGUGAUAUAUUGAUAUAUAAACUCUGACCAAGAAUGCUGGUUAUGAGUAUUGAUUAUUUCCUCUAGUGCAUCUGCUAUGCAGUCUUUCUAUAAUUUAUUUCAUUUAAAUACCAAUAGUGGUAUUAUUGUGUGUAUCACAUAAGAUCAGCCCUAUUAGAACAACAUCAUCAAAGAGUUUAUAGCACACAGCUGAGCCCAGCUAUCAGUGUGUCACUACGCUGCUCAUACAUGAGUGCAGUCAGAUAGUCUGUUAAAGUGUUCCUACCAUUACCACUGCAGGGUUUGUGUCAGCUCAGUUUCUCAAGAUUAUGGCAUGUUCACACACCUAGACGUUUUAGUAUAUGCUAAACUUGCAGUUGCAUACACAAGUCCUUUUUCACAGAGGCUGCUCAAACAAAGCUGCAGCAGCUGAUCCCAUCAUCCAGUCUGUUUCUACACCCUCUGCUUUAGAUGCUAGGAUGCCCACAUUAAUAAAGCACCAUGCAGCAUACAAAGUUAAGAGAAUGCACAAUAGAAACAAAGUAUGCCUUUUUAAGAUCUUAACAGUUACAUUAGUUGAAUAAGCUGAGUUUUUAAUAGGAGAUUAAUGUUUUUUUGUUUUUUAUAGAAAUAUUGUUUUUUUUGUUUUAAAAAAAAAAAAAAAAAAAAAA